Molecule: messenger RNA, 159 nt
Organism: Trichoderma reesei QM6a
Lineage: Eukaryota; Fungi; Ascomycota; Sordariomycetes; Hypocreales; Hypocreaceae
Exons: 3
Coding region: 1-159 (52 amino acids)
Source: RefSeq, a predicted model, not a curated record
AUGUAUUAUGAGGACCGAAGACUCAGCAAGCAAGACGAUACCCAUUCAGUAGUCCUCAUUUCAGACACGAUUCAUGUAUCUUUGCUACCCCUUAUCGAGAUGCCCAGAGAUGCCCGGCAAGAGGACGUCAUUCUCCUGCCGGCACUUUACAUGCGCUAA